GCACCUAGAAAGGACCUCUACAGCCCUGAAAGACAGCGGAGACCAGGACAACUAGAGCUCCAGACACAGAUCCCCUGUAAAGACCUUGUCUCAGACGACCACCGGGACAAGACCACAGGAAACUAGAGUGACCACCUGUCCUGCUUUACAUUGUACUGUACAGCAAUUUUACCCUUUGUCCCGCCUCAUGCAAAUUAAGCAUCUGUCCCGCUUUUUCACACUGAUACGUUCAAAGGCGUACUGUUAACUUAUGUCCAAUAGUUCAGAGGAGAGCAAUAAAAGCGUUAGUCGAUAGGCUGAGUCGUAUGUCAAUCAAGCUGUUGACUGGUGCACGAACGCCUCCUCAACAUUGUCAACAAUCUCAAAUUGGAGAGCGCGCACACUGUUCGGUCAGGUUAAGCAGCCAUGGCCAGUGUGGCCACGAAAAAGAGAAGAUGCACUUUUAAUAGCGAAUGGACCGCAACAUACUCUUGGUUAAGACCUGUAGAGAGAGCUUUUUGCAUUUUAUGCAAGAGCUGUUUUUCUGUGGGACAUGGUGGAGAAUACGACGUGAAGCGACAUGGUGCAUGUGAGUACCACAGAAAAAAAGCACAUGUGAUGAGCAUUUAUCAUGCCAUACAUUACACACAUUCAUAUCGCUCUACCGACUGCAGUAACAAGUUAGUCCCAGUAAUUUUUCCAGAUUCUGAAAUAGCUAAGAAAAUGUUGUGUGGCCGCACCAAAGCAACAUCUAUUUUAACAGAUGUCCUUGCUCCGGUCUCAGUGGAAAAAUGUAUUCAAGAACUGACAUCACCUAUGCUUGCGGGUGGAACGCACACACCGUUUUUUUCAGUGGCGUCAGAUGCUUCUAACCACGGCAGCACCAAGCUUUUCCCCCUGGCAGUGAGAUACUGGACCCCAGAGCUUGGGUUAGAGAAUAGAGUUGUUGAUUUUUACGAGGAUAGCGCAGAGACGUCAGAAUCAAUUCACCGCCAGAUUACUAACAAACUGAAGGAUAAUGGCCUAAGACUGGAGAUGAUCUCUGCUUACACUGCUGAUAACGCUAGUGUGAAUUAUGGAAAGUUCAAAUCUGUUUAUCAGAAGCUGAAGGCAGAUAAUGCUGGCAUUAUCAAGGCUAAUUGUAUGGCUCAUGUCAUGCAUAAUUGUGUGAAAUAUGCUGGAGACAAACUAGACAUAGACAUCGAAUGUACAACUAACAAGAUUUACAGUCACUUCUCAUCAUCUGCAAAGCGCACUGAAGAACUGAAAUCAUUGUUUGAAUUUGUGGCUCAAGACUAUCAUGCUGUACUGAGGCAUGUACCUACAAGAUGGCUAAGUAUAUGGCCUGCUGUCUCAAGGCCUCAUGUCAGCUGGCCUGCAGUGAAGGCCUACUUUCUGUCAUUAGAAGAGGAACACUGUCCAAAGGUGCUAUGGAAGCUUUUUAAAAAGGAUCAACAUGGUGAUGGGCUCCCUCUUCAGUUACAGGCCUAUCUGUCCUUCCUCCAUAAUGCACUGAAGACAUUCCAUGAUGUUAUACUGGUGUUGGAGGGAGACAAUAUAACUGUCUGUGAGUUAUAUGACAUUCUCUCCACUCUUCUGAGAAAGCUCCAGCAGUGGCAGGCAGACUCCUUUUUUGGAGUUGAAACCAGUGCACUUCUCCAAAAGUUUCCAGACUGUGAAGCAACAGCAAUCAAGCAGGACUUCUCUAAUUUCUACAGUAAUUCACUCAGCUACCUUGACAAAUGGUAUGACUUUUCAGACAGCAACUUUCACAAGCAUGUGGCAUUGUUAGGACUAAAGAGUGAAUUCACAUUCUCUCAUCUCUGUGAUGUGGUGGAGAUCCUCCAGAUGAGAGAUAAACUAAACAUGGAUGAACUCUAUGAAGAAUACUGUGUGAUUUUGCCACGCCAGCAGGAGGUUGUAAAGAGAACAGUUCCUGUUGUGGAGAAGUGGUCAACUUUGCUCCAAGGCACAAACACACCAAAUUUGACUGUACUUGGAUCCUUUCUCUUUAGCAUCCCUGUGACAAAUGCACAUGUGGAAAGAGUGUUUUCACUGAUGACUGCAGCAUGGACUGACCAACGAAACCGGUGCUCUGUGGAUCUUAUCAAGAGUGAGAUUCAAGUCAAGAGCAACUUUGGAUAUAGCUGCACAGAGUUCUACAGCUAUGCAUUAAAAGAGAAAACUAUCCUUGAUGCAGUACGGGCAGACAAAAAGUAUAAAUUCAAGAAGAACAAUUAAGAAAAGUGCUAUCCAUGGUACUGGGGAAUACUGUUGGCCUGCUACCAUCUGGAUUGUGUUGACACAUAGGCAAAAUAUGUGUCUGCUUGAUGGGAGAAUUUUUUCUUUUUUUAUCUCAU
Molecule: messenger RNA, 2339 nt
Organism: Cyprinus carpio (common carp)
Lineage: Eukaryota; Metazoa; Chordata; Actinopteri; Cypriniformes; Cyprinidae
Exons: 2
Coding region: 406-2220 (604 amino acids)
Molecular function (GO): protein dimerization activity
Source: RefSeq, a predicted model, not a curated record